This is a messenger RNA of Penicillium oxalicum, 1203 nucleotides long. RefSeq names its product ribonuclease H family protein. Lineage: Eukaryota; Fungi; Ascomycota; Eurotiomycetes; Eurotiales; Aspergillaceae. Gene Ontology annotation, molecular function: nucleic acid binding. The transcript has a single exon. Bases 1 to 1203 code for a protein of 400 amino acids. The record is from RefSeq and is a predicted model, not a curated record.
AUGCAUGGCCGAAAAUCCUCUCGAUCCUCUCGAUUCUCCAACUCUCCCUCCCCUCCACAGCGCCCUGCAAAGAGGCUCCUACGGGAUGAUCUCAGAACACUGUCCGAGAAUACGCCUGAGCACCAUGACGAAUAUUCUCAGUCCUUGAUGAAAGGUGGCCAUCCUCCACAACAUGAUGCUUCUCCAUCAGAUGAUGAGGCAUCCGACCCUGGUCCAAAGGUCCCAUUGUCUCCUUUGUCCGAGUCCGGAUAUCAGCUCGAGUUUCUGGAGCAGCCUGUGAGCCCAGGCAGUAUUUCCUGGCAAUUCACAGAAAGCCCAGCACGCCUCACUGGUACAGAGAAAGAGACAGAGGCGUCUUGCUGGGAGGUGCCUUGUGCACCAACGCCGGAUGGCUUUCGAGGCAACGUUUUCAUCAAGCCACGUGCAGAAGCCUGGGUAUUCGCAAUGGGAUCUCAGGGGUGGAGAUCAGAAUCCAGAACCACUGAGGUUUGCCUUGACAUCCUGUGGACUGACGCUUCCAUUGUAUUUUUUUCAUGUGCCGCUGGAGCAAUUGUUUGGCAAGAGUCUUCAACGGGGGAAUGGAUGUCAAGGCGAUGUCCUUAUCCUUACCCUGUAGUGAACACGACAGUCGUAGAGAUUUUUGCCGUUGUCAACGCCCUGGAGAUUGCCGUUGACAGGGUUCGCGAGUGGCAAUUCGCCCAAGAGAACGAUGGCUCAGGCAAAUUUCGGCACGAAGUGUACGUCUUCACCGACUCGGAAGGCGCACUGAGGGCGAUACAAAGAAGAAAAAAACGCCGGCAGCAUGCCGCCGAGUUACAUGCACUGGUUCAGAAUGCCGUUGACAGGAGCAUCGAGCUUGAAGAGCUUGGCGCUCUUGUAGAACUGCAUCUGGUUCCAGGUCAUAGAAACGUCCCAGGCAACACUCGCGCCAACAAUCAUUCUCGUACUGCAGCCCGUGACCUAGCUUCUCAGGUCGGUCUGACCUCACUUGAAGAAGGUAUGCGGCUGUACCGAGAAGCUUUCACCACCCCUUUAAUCGCGAUACCGAGUGGGCCCUCUGUUCUCCUCUCCGUGGCGAAUGCACGAUGCCCGGGCAGAUCUGUGUCCGAACCCCAGAAAACUGGCCAGGAAACAGACGGCUCCUUGUCAAAUACGAACGCGGCGACGUUGGGCAUCGGAUUCGUUCAGCUCGUUGAGGAUUAA